Drosophila subpulchrella is the source of this 2781-nucleotide messenger RNA. It is a transcript of the gene Septin4, whose product is annotated as septin-2. Gene Ontology annotation, molecular function: molecular adaptor activity; GTP binding; GTPase activity. Lineage: Eukaryota; Metazoa; Arthropoda; Insecta; Diptera; Drosophilidae. Gene Ontology annotation, cellular component: septin ring; cell division site; synaptic vesicle. Gene Ontology annotation, biological process: regulation of exocytosis; cytoskeleton-dependent cytokinesis. The transcript has 5 exons. The record is from RefSeq and is a predicted model, not a curated record. Bases 560 to 1858 code for a protein of 432 amino acids.
CGUUUUUCAGUUUUUGGGAAAUAAGCAACGCGCGCUCCGUUGUUUGCGAUUGAAAAAACAUAAACAUAUAUGUAUAUUGCCGAGGAUCCAUAUUUUCGGUUAUUGUAAAGAACUGAUUUGCUGAUUUCAGAUCAAAUUCGCUUGAAACAUUUCCCAAUUUUGUGUAUUUUUCGGAAGUUUCGCUUGAAAGGGAAGAAACCUAAAAAAGAACGGAAAUAGUUAAUAACAAAGUGCGUGAGCUUUUUUAUUAUUAUUUUUUUUUGUGUGCGACCGUGGUGAUUUACCCCAGUGUGUGUGUGUGUGUGUGUCUGAUGUGCAUCUCACUUGUAUUUGUGGCUGUGUAGGUCAAGGUGAAGCAGCUGCACCGUUAGUUUUCCGCCCAUUGAGUGCAGUGUGAAUAAAUAGUGCAGAACUAAUGUUACAGCAGUAGCACCCUGCAGCAACAACAGCAACAACAACAGAUUGUGCAACCUGCAACUUGCAACACACAGGCGAUAAAACGGCGUUUCUACCGCAGCGUCGCCUCUUCGGGGGCGGCAAUGUGCCCCCCUCGGCGAGCAUGAAGCACCAGCCGCCGCCCCCGCCACUCCCCCUCAGCCAGCCGCCCCUGAUGGGCGGUCCAGUUGCUGGGGGCGUGGCCAGUGCCAUCAGCAGCAUCAACGGCAGCAACAGCGUCAUCAGCAACAACAACAACAGCGAGACGGUUAAAUGUCGUCCACCCAUUUACCCCAAACCUAAAACGCCCUCGUUCGACAAGGAUCGGGAUUACAUAGGCUUCGCCACCCUUCCAGAGCAAGUGCACCGGAAGUCGGUGAAGCGGGGCUUCGAGUUCACUCUGAUGGUGGUCGGCGAGUCGGGGCUGGGCAAGUCCACCCUGAUCAACAGCCUCUUCCUGGGGGAUCUCUACAAGAACCGACAGAUGCCCAAUGUGGAGGAGCGGAUCGAGAAGACGACGAAGGUGGAGAAGAAGACGAUGGACAUUGAGGAGCGGGGCGUCCGACUCCGGCUGACGGUGGUCGAUACCCCGGGAUUCGGGGAUGCCAUCAACUGCGAGGACAGCUGGCGGGUGUGCACCCAGUACAUCGACGAGCAGUUCCGCCAGUACUUCACCGACGAGAGCGGACUCAAUCGACGCAACAUCCAGGAUAACCGGGUGCACUGCUGCCUCUACUUCGUCCCGCCAUGGGGCCACAGCCUGCGACAGAUGGACCUCGACUUGAUUCGACGGCUGCACCGCAAGGUAAACAUCGUGCUGGUGAUCGGCAAGGCCGACUGUCUCAACAAGCAGGAGGUGCGCAAGCUGAAGGAGCGCAUCCUGCAGGACCUGGAGGACAAUCACAUCCAGCUGUACCAGUUCCCCGAGUGCGAUUCCGACGAGGACGACGACUUCAAGCAGCAGGAUCGCGAGCUGAAGGCCUCCAUCCCGUUCGCCGUGGUCGGCAGCAAUACCAUUUUGGAGGUGGCCGGCAAGAAGGUGCGGGGUCGCCAGUAUCCGUGGGGCGUGGUCAACGUGGAGGACCCGGAGCACAGCGACUUCAUCAAGCUGCGCACCUUCUUGAUAUCCACGCACAUGCAGGACCUCAAGGACACCACGCAGGACGUGCACUACGAGAACUUCCGGGCGCAGUGCAUCUCGCAGAUUUCGCAGCACGCGCUCCGCGAGCGGGGAAAGUUGAAGCGGGACUCGAUUAGCUCGACCAACGGAUUCGAUGCGGCCAUCUCGGAGACGGACAGGCUGCUCCUGCAGAAGGACGAGGAGAUACGGAGGAUGCAGGACAUGCUCACCCAGAUGCAGGAGAAGCUCAAGCAGACCCAUCUCAUGGAGAUGAAGAAGAACGACAGCGUGAUCGACGUCUAGGGAACGGGAACGGGAACGUGUUCAAUUUUGCACCGCGAUUUAUGCAUCUACCUAAUAUGUAGGACCCACAUCGUACCCAGAGACAUCCUGGAGCAGCUGCAACCAAAUCAACUUUGUUCAUAAGCUAGCACAGACCUUUUUAAAAAACCACAUUGGAUAUACAAGAAGAAACACAACCAAAAUUAAGACAACGACUCCCCGAUGCACAAAGAAAUCGGACAAAAAAGAACUUCAGACAUCACAGCCUUUUUCAAUUUUGUAGCCAAAAUAACGAUUUCUUUUAGGACUAACGAUUUAGUGGAACACAUUUAUCUUGAGAAAUUAGCUAUUGAUCAAUAUGAUAACGAUAUUAUACCAAAGUUUAGGGAGUUUCAAAAACGUAACGCAAGUAAAUUUUUAAUGGAAAAGAUCAAGAAACCACAGAGGCACAUAGAGGAAACAGUUAAAGAGAAAGACACAGACAGACCCAAAAAAAAAAGGUUUUAUUUAUUUUAAAGGAUUCACUUUGAUUUGUAUCAUUCGGUUUUGUUUUGGGCUUUGAAGAGCAAACCGAAAAGAAGCGAAUUAUGGACAAGUUUGCGUUAAUUAUGUGUAAAGAACUUAUACCAUUUGUAUUGUAAGAAUAUAUCAGAUCGGGCGAUAUAUAUAAAUUGAUAUGUAUACAUAUGUAUGUGUAGGACAAACCGCUGGAGGUCUUGGCACUGAAUUUCCAUGAAUCGACUUUCAGUAAAUUCCAAUUAUUUAUGCUAAUUACGUAUUAUCAGAUAUAUCUAUGAACAAAACCUAUUUUGUUGAAACGAAUUGUUAAUGAAUUUAUUUUAAAUUAAUCGAUUAAGCCUUCACGCAACAACCAUAAUAUUUAAAUGAAAUUAUAGUCGAAAAAUUAUAUAUAAACAUAGCGAUUGCUAAAAAUCAAUUUCAAA